Molecule: messenger RNA, 4678 nt
Organism: Linum tenue
Lineage: Eukaryota; Viridiplantae; Streptophyta; Magnoliopsida; Malpighiales; Linaceae
Source: the annotation of a GenBank genome assembly
GCAAAGCUUCUUCUUCCCCUUCUCGCGUUCCCCUUUUGGCUGGUACUUGUUUGCUGCUCUCUGUCGAUUCUGGAAGUUUCUAAUGGAUACCAGGAAGAAGAAUGAAGCGCAGAGCAAAGCUACGAAGAAGUUCCCGGCUGGAGUUCUUGGAGCGAACGCUAUGAUCGAAGGAGCUUCGAGCUUCAUUGGUAGCAUAGUUGAGAAAGGUAUUUCGGAAAACGAGUUAAUCAAGCCGUUGCGGCCGAUUCCGCCGCCUAGCCCCACCGUUCUGCCAUUCCCCGUCGCCCGCCACCGCGCGCAUGGGCCGUACUGGAAUGCUAUGACCAGCAAGAAGGGAGGGAAUGGGAAAGGCAGGAAUGACGAGGAAGGAGGAGGAGGAGAAGAAGAGGAGGAUAAUGAUCCUACUGAUUAUAACCCAAUUUCGGCUUUAGCGAAUCCGGUAGAGAGGAAGGAGAAGAAGGGUUUGGAUGUUAGUCGUUGGAAAGAGCUUGCGCGUGAGAGUUCGCCGGACGAGGGCAAGGUGCAAGAGAAUAGAUUUCGCUACAAGGGUACCAAAAAGCUGAAGAAGGAUGGAAAAGGAGGUGGAAAUGUUAAUAGCAAGUCCGCUGUAGGUAAUGAGGCGCCAGUGGAAGUAGACUUGGUGCCCGUUAGGAGUUCUUCGGUUCCCGCAACUGAAGUGGAUGAGCCUUCCUUGUCUGGUGAAGUUGAUUUCACAGGAGAGCAGCCUCCGAGAGUGAAGAAGAGAAAUCCUGUGAUCUCGGAAAAGCUGAGGAAGCAGGAGCAAGGAACUUCAAAUGGAGCUCCUAGUUCUAUAUUGAAUGAUACUGGAGUUGCGCAAAGGUCUAUGUCACUUGAGAGUGAGAUCGAUGUGGAGAAUCGUGCUCGGUUACAGAAUAUGUCAUCUGGAGAGAUUGCAGAAGCACAGGCUGAGAUAAUGGAGAAGAUGAAUCCGUCACUGCUGAACUUACUGAAAAAGAGAGGUCAACAAAAAUUGAAGCAGCAGAAUGUUUCAGACUUAGAUGUGGCGAUAAAAAGUCAAUCUGCUAAUGGUUCAUCGAUCAAAGAUUCAAGUGCUCAUUCACGUGUAGCAAAUGAUCGUCCUAAUCAUAACCGGAAUAAUGAAAAUCCAGAAACACCUAGCGGCACUACUUCAUGGAAUGCUUGGAGUGACAGAGUGGAGGCUGCUAGGGGAGUAAGAUUUUCUUAUGAGGGGAAUGUCAUCCCUGCAGAUUUUGAGACUGGUAACAUACCCAAUGAUGCUGGCCAAGCUGAUAGUUUAGCAGAACGUGACUACCUACGAACCGAUGGGGACCCUGGAGCUGCUGGUUACUCGAUUAAAGAAGCUGUGCAAUUGACGAGAAGUGUGAUACCAGGACAACGCGGCCUUGCAUUGAAUCUCCUUGCAUCUGUGCUUAAUAAAGCAAUACAUAAUAUUCGACAGAAGGAGGUUGGGAGUACUGCAAGCAGUGCUGAGCAAGUAGACAAGUUAACUAUUGAUUGGGAGGCUAUUUGGGCUUAUGCCCUUGGCCCUGAACCUGAGCUUGUCUUCGCUUUAAGAAUUUGUCUUGAUGACAACCAUAGUUCAGUGGUUUUAGCAUGCGCAAGAGUUAUUCAGUGUGUGCUCAGUUAUGACUUGAAUGAGAGUUUCUUCCAGACAUCAGAGAAAAUAGGAACUUAUGACAAGGAUCUCUUCACUGCCCCUGUAUUUCGAAGCAAACCAGAGAUCGAUGGGGGUUGCCUUCAUGGUGGUUUUUGGAAGUAUAGUGCAAAACCUUAUAAUCUUAAAGCUUAUGCUGAGGAAAUGAUGGACGAUGGAAAUGAAGAGGAACCGACCCUUAAGGAUGAUAUCUUUGUUGCUGGCCAAGACGUAGCAGCUGGUUUGGUUAGGAUGGAUAUUAUUCCUAGGAUGCGAUACCUUUUGGAGGCCAAUCCUACAGAUGCUUUGGAAGAAUGCAUAAUGUCUAUACUCGUUGCAUUAGCAAGGCAUUCUCCAACAUGUGCAGCGAUCAUUAUGAACUGCCAAGGUCUUGUUAGGACCGUUGUUGAAAGAUUUGGGAUGGACAGCACUAUGAAUAUUCGCCCUUCAAAGAUCAAGUCAAUUAGGCUUAUGAAGGUGUUAGCUCAAUCAGAAAAGAAAAACUGUUUGCACUUCAUAAACGAUGGGUCUUUCUCUGCUAUGACACGAUACCUCUAUUGGUACACUUCCUCCCUUGAUGAAUGGGUGAAGUCAGGCAAGGAGAAUUGUGAGCUUUCAUCUGCUUUGAAGGUUGAACAGCUGCAGUUUUGGAAAGUGUGCAUCAAUUAUGGGUUUUGUAUAUCGGAUUUCCCCGAUAUCUUUCCAGCCCUGUGUUUUUGGUUGAAUCCAUCUAGUUUCGAGAAACUAGUGGAGAAAAAUGUUGUCAGUGAAUUUGCUUCCAUUGCAAAGGAGGCAUACCUUGUCUUGGAAGCUCUGGCUAGAAAACUCCCAAACUUUUAUUCCCAGAAACAGCAGCCGCACAGUGGAAGCUCAGACGAGCAUGAAUCUUGGUCAUGGAACUAUGUCACUCCAGUUGUUGAUUUAGCAUUAAAAUGGAUGAAGUCGAAAACUGAUCCAUGCAUUUCUGAACUCUUUGAGUCGGCGAAAGGAGUGAAGGCUGAGACUGAUUUCCAGGAUUCAUCAUUGAGUUCUUUGCUGUCUGUGUACUCUGCUGUCAUGCAUAUGCUUUGUACUUUACUUCUUAGAGUGAAACCAGACAACACCAGAAGUCCGGAAUAUAAUAUCCGACAUGUACCCUGGCUUCCAGAGUUUGUUCCUAAGGUUGGACUUGAACUCAUACAAAACGGGUUCUUGGGACAAGAAGAGAAUGUUGGAGGUAUUAGCUCUUUCGUAAUGGAACUGUGUAGAUUGAGACAACAGAACCAAGAAAUAUCAUUAGCUUCUGUGUCUUGUCUAAAUGCCAUACUACUACUUGUACGUUCCAUUGAUGCCUUGAUCCAGUCAGCCAAGAGCAGGAUCGAUCAACCCACUUCCCAAGGACACAGCUCCUCAAGAGAAGGGAAACUGCUUGAAGAAGGAAUGUUGAAGACAUCUAUGAUUGAGCUAAGAUAUCUGCUUGAUACAUUUACUAAGUUUGUUGCUCAAGAAUGGGAGCUUGUGCAAUCGGUCGAGGUAUUUGGUAGAGGAGGAACUGCCCCCGGAGUGGGACUUGGAUGGGGUGCCUCUGGUGGAGGAUUUUGGUCAUUGGCUGUUCUUUUGGCUCAGGCUGAUGCAAAAUUGCUAAUCAAUUUGCUUGAAGUCGUAUCCAGCAUAGAUUUGGUGGCGGAUAGAGAAAUGACAUCCACAGCUCACAGAAUUAAUUCUGUGCUAAGAGUAUGCUUAACUGUUGGACCUAGAGAUACAGACACUGCAGAAAAGGCGAUCAAUACUUUACUCCAAGUACAAGUUCUUAAAUAUCUUAAUGUCUGUACUCAACGUUCGUUUCAGUCAAACAAGGGAGGAACACGCUCUUUGUUGUGGCAAUAUACUGAAGAGGAGUAUCAGCGGUUCAGCAAGACACUAUCUUCUCACUUUAGAAGCAGAUGGUUAUCUGAGAAGAAGAAAUCCAAACCUCUAGAUGGAAAUAAGUCAACUAGUAAAAGAGCUUCUUUGGAGACCAUUCAUGAAGAGGACAUCGGUACAUCGACUUCAUUUACCAUUGAGUGGGCUCGCCAGAGACUGCCUCUUCCAAUGCAUUGGUUUUUGAGUCCAAUCUCUGAGAAGAAAGAAUCAACCGAUGAUGCGCUUGAAGUCGUCAAGUCCGGCCUCUUCUUUCUUCUCAGCUUAGAAGCAAUGUGUAGUCUUCUACCUAAUGAUGCCAAGUGUCCUGUUCGAGACACACCUUUGGCCUGGAAGUUGCAUUCUUUGUCAGCUGCAUUACUUUUCCGAAUGGAUGUGCUGGACGAUGACAGGAGUAAAGACAUUUUCGAAGUCUUGCAGAAUCUCUAUGGUCAGGUUCUUGAUGAAAGUAGGAAGGAUACACCCGUGGAAUCUCUGAGGUUCAAAUCAGAGAUUGUUGAUAUCUACACCACGUUUCUGGAAGCUCUUGUGGACAAGUUUGCUUCCGACUCUUAUGGUGAUAUAAUUUUUGGUAGACAGAUUGCUAUUUAUCUACAUCGUUGCACUGAAACUCCUGUCAGACUUGCUGCCUGGACUGUUCUAAGCAAUGCUCGUGUUCUUGAGAUUCUGCCACCACUGGACAAGUGCGUUGGAAGGCCAGAAGGCUACCUUGAACCUGUCGAGAACAAUGAAGCUGUUCUUCAAGGUUAUGUGAAGUCAUGGGUUUCUGGUGCUCUAGACCGAUCUGCAACCAGGGGAUCUAUGGCGUUUACCCUGGUUCUUCACCAUCUUUCAUCUCUUAUCUUCCUACCUUGUGCCGAGGAUCGUAUAGUUCUGAGGAACAAGCUUGCUCAGUCUCUCAUCCGCGACUACUCGCAGAAACCAAAACACGAGGUUAUGAUGCUGGAGCUGAUACAGUAUAACUUCCCAUCAACAUCUCCCUCGCCGGAGAGGCCGGAUGAUGAUCAGAACGACGAGUGCAGCCGAAUGGCGAAGAGAUUCGAGGUGCUUGCAGAAGCUUGUGAUUCAAACUCCUCCCUACUCUCUGAAGUGGAGAAGCUGAAGUCUGCUUUUGCUAUGAAACGGAUUAUGCCUUCCAGCUAG